GUGCUUGGAGGCUAGCUUGGUGAUCACUGAACUGAUCAGCGUUUUGGGACAAUUGGGUUCUCCUAACUCACUAAACUAGCAAAUUCUACCUUCUAUAUACAGUUAUUAAACGACGUGGCUAUUUACAUAAACAACUAAUAAAAUCCUUAUCGCCGUUUGAGUCAAUUUAAUCAAUAAUGUCUGGACCAUUACAGGAUAUUCUUGAGGAAGACGCCGCCGAUUUACGGUUUCCCAAAGAGUUUGAAAACGCAGAGACAUUGCUGAUAUCUGAAGUAGACAUGUUACUAGAGCACAGAAAGGCACAAAAUGAGUCUGCCGAGGAGGAACAAGAAUUCUCAGAAGUAUUUAUGAAGACGCUGACAUACACUAACAUGUUUAAGAAAUUCAAAAAUAAAGAAACUAUUACAGCAGUUCGGAACCUUCUACAAGUAAAAAAGCUACACAAAUUUGAAAUAGCAAGUUUAGCCAACUUGUGCCCGGAGACCCCUGAAGAAGCAAAAGCUUUAAUUCCUUCACUAGAAGGCCGGAUAGAGGAUGAAGAACUUAGAAUAUUGCUAGAUGACAUACAGACCAAACGCAGUUUACAGUAUUAGAAAAAUAAUCAUUUGUACACUUUUA
This is a messenger RNA of Leguminivora glycinivorella, 618 nucleotides long. RefSeq names its product DNA-directed RNA polymerase II subunit Rpb4 (gene Polr2D). Gene Ontology annotation, biological process: mRNA export from nucleus in response to heat stress; transcription initiation at RNA polymerase II promoter; nuclear-transcribed mRNA catabolic process, deadenylation-dependent decay. The transcript is spliced from 3 exons. Lineage: Eukaryota; Metazoa; Arthropoda; Insecta; Lepidoptera; Tortricidae. Gene Ontology annotation, cellular component: RNA polymerase II, core complex; P-body. Gene Ontology annotation, molecular function: translation initiation factor binding; nucleotide binding. Bases 177 to 593 code for a protein of 138 amino acids. The record is from RefSeq and is a predicted model, not a curated record.